AUGAAGACAUUGUCGGAUAGCGAGCUUCAAAGCCUAGCAGGCGAUUACUUCGCGCCCACUGGGUUGUAUCAACACCUCAAGAAACUGCCAUUCCUCGGAAGAUUAGAUUGCAACAUCUCGUCACUUACUGCGGGGGAAUGGACGGAGCUUAUUGUCGAGUAUGUCGUAGGGUCCAGCGGGCUCGCCGACGGCGCUUGGAUUAAAGGAACAUUCAAGUUCUACUCGGACUGGGCUCUAUUCCAGACAUCCGACCCGAAACGAGACAAUUACGUUUCCGCAGAACACACUCCUGGUCCGUUGCAUCCUGGCCAGACACCGGCAACAGUCCAGUCGCUCUAUGUUCGUUUCGAUCAGAAGGGUCACGAGAGGCCUUUUCAGAAGGCCAUCAUCAUCGAUAUUGUCGACGGUUACAUGAAUCCGGGUGACAAAAUCACCGUUCGCAUCGGCGACAGAAGAUGGGGGUCCCGUGGGACACGAGCGCAGACGUUCGUAGAGGACAGCUUUCUGAUGAGAUGGUACAUCGACCCCGUUGGCACUUCCAGAUUUGCGCCCAUCAAACCCGACGUCACUUUUCCCAUCAAGCCUGGACCUAUUUCCAGGGUCAAAAUUGUUACCCCUCGGCUUGUUUCCAGGGGUUCGUCAUUUCCUGUGCAUAUUCACACUGAAGACAAAUGGGGGAAUGUAACGGCGGAUGUGAAUGGACUGAGUGUACGACUUACAACCAAGGCCUGUGGCUUUCCUGUGGGCCCGCAAGAAAGGCAUUUCGACUUUCCGAAUACCGGCUGGACGACCGUCAGCGAAACGAUAUCUCUCGAAUCGGAUGGAGAUUACGAGAUAUCUGCAGAGGUUCGAGAUCACGCCGGCUUAGUGAUUGUCGAAGCGACUGAGUUCAUCACCGUGGACACCUCCCUUGCGAUUUCUCGGCCAUAUUUCGCGGAUCUUCAUGUUCAUUCCGAUGAUACAGUGGGCACCAACUCGACCACCUACAAUUUCUCAUAUGCCCGUGAAAUUGCAGGCCUAGAUAUUGUUGGGUAUACCGCAAAUGAUUUCAAUAUUACGAAGGAGCGUUGGCAGAAAACACUUGCGAUCAUCAAGCAGAUUAACUGUCCGGGUGAGUUCGUUGUUUUCCCGGGGACAGAAUGGUGCGGCAAUUCAGCCGUGGGAGGUGAUCAUAAUGUUGUUUUCUUGGAUGAUCCGAGCACGACAGAUCCGGAGUUCCCAGUAGACAAACGUGGGAACGUGGUCAGAAGCUUCGAGUGGAAUGAAGACGGACCUUCGGAGCUGGUACCCGGCGCCUGGCCACUCGAUGAGGUAUACGCUACCUAUGCUCAAUCGGCAGAUCAGCACUUGAUGAUUCCACACGUAGGGGGUCGCAGGUGCAAUCUGGCAUGGCAUCACCCUCGUUUGGAGCGCCUCGUGGAGAUCGGUAGUGCAUGGGGAUUAUUCGAGUGGCUCCUACGAGAUGCCGUUGCGCGUGGCUGGGAAGUAGGUGUCUCAGCCAACUCCGACGAACACCGAGGGCGAUGUGGUGGCGGUGUGCCUGGAACUGCGGUCUUCGGUACCAAAGGUGGUUUGACCGGCGUCGUGGCGCCGAACCUGCACCGCCGUGAAGUUGCGAUAGCUCUUCGAGCCCGAAGAACAUUUGCGACUACAGGAGAGCGACUAGUCGGUCUAGCCAGUACAAGCCAAGGCCAUCUACAGGGCGAUGACGUGGACAUCAAGAGUGGUCAACCCAUUGAAGUUCGAUACCGAUUCUUCGGGUCGAAUGGAUUUUCCACUAUAGAAGCAUGGGACAACAAUGGCCGGCUUUUCUGCAGGGACAUCCAAGAAGAAUCUUCUCGUCGCGCACCAGAAUCAACGCGACGAAAACUCCGCGUCAAAUGGGGUGGUGCGAGAGUUUUUGACAGAUAUCGAGAGGCCACUUGGCAUGGUUCAGUCAUCGUUUCAGGAACUCCCAUUUCACACGUCAAGCCAUUUGGAGGCGUUCUAGACAACCCAGAAGACACGAUCAAACUCACCUCUCAAACACAGAUAUUAUUUGACACGCGCACCAGCGGCGAUUUUGACGGCGUUGAUAUCUUCUUGGAGGAUGACCAGUAUCCGCAUUCAAUCAGGAUUUCUGGACAGCUUGGGGGAUAUGUCAAAGUUGGGGAUAUCCUAACAGGGAAUCCUCACAGCCCCCAACCCAAGUUCGACAUAGUCGUGAAAGGAGAUGAACUGAGAAGCCAGGGGGGGAAGAGCGUGGAGAUACAGGGCGGCGUGGAGCUCUUUGUGGCUGUUGAGAGUUUAUUGGACGUGCCUCUUCCUCGAAGGGUUGAGGGGGAAAUCACAAUAUCGCCGGAGUUGCAAGGGGAGAUACGUAGUUAUGCUGUAUACUUUGUAGGUCGGGAACACACGGGCGCAAAAGUGAUAACCAGCCCCAUGUUUUUCAAGCCGUAUUAA
This is a messenger RNA of Colletotrichum orchidophilum, 2442 nucleotides long. RefSeq lists its product as uncharacterized. NCBI's taxonomy places the organism in Eukaryota, Fungi, Ascomycota, Sordariomycetes, Glomerellales, Glomerellaceae. The coding region runs from base 1 to 2442 and encodes 813 amino acids. The transcript has a single exon. The record is from RefSeq and is a predicted model, not a curated record.